Messenger RNA from Cercospora beticola, 834 nucleotides. RefSeq lists its product as uncharacterized. The record is from RefSeq and is a predicted model, not a curated record. Lineage: Eukaryota; Fungi; Ascomycota; Dothideomycetes; Mycosphaerellales; Mycosphaerellaceae.
AUGCCCAUGAUCCGCCCGACUGCUCUCCGGAGCCUCCAGUCCACCCUCCGAUACAGCGGUGCGCGCGCAACAGCCCGAGCAGCUCCCGCACGGACACAGCUGGUCGCAAAGCGCUUCGCUAGCAGCGGUGGUCAUGGAGGCCACGGCGAGGCUUCUUCCGAUUUGCCUUGGCUCCUAGCGGCAUUGGUCGUCACUCCCCCAUCAUGCUGGUACCUCUGGCCCGACAACUCCUCGCACGGCGAUCACGGCAGCCAUGGCGAACACCACGCGGAGAAGCACGACGAGAAGGAGGAGGAAGAGCCAGCUGAGGAGGAAGAGCAGGCCUCUGGCGGCGAGGAGGAGGCUGUAGAGGAGGCCGACGAGAAGAAGGAGGACAAGCCUGAGGUCAAGGAAGAGGGCGCCGAGGACAAGGGCGAGGAGAAGUCUGAUGACAAGGAGGAGACGUCGGACGACAAGGAAGGGAAGAAGGAGGAUGGCGAGGAGAAGUCUACCGACGCACCCGGCCGCAACACCAAGGAGCGCACCUUCACUGUGGGCGCUAGCGAGGAGAAGGAUCCGGAGAACGUUGGAGCUUCGACCAGCAGCUCGUCAAAGGGCAUGAAGGUUGGCGAGACCGACGCUCAGGCUCCUGCUGCGAAGCCACGAGGAAAGAGCGAUGGUGACAUGUCCAAGAAGCAGGAGGGCAUGUCCAACACCGACACCAAGUACUCGGUGCCUAUCGACCAAGGCAACGAGAAGUCCAAGAAGGCCGAUGGCCAGCCCGAUACUGCCAAGUCGAAGGGAACUGUCGACCCCAACGCAGAGGGCGUAAAGCCACCAGUUGCACGGGAUUAG